UCCGCCUCUUCGCCAGUUCCAGCUAGUGAACUAGGAACUAGUUUUCCAUAGAAAUAUCUGUGAAAUGAAUAAAGUGAUAAAUACAGAGUUGCAAAGAUCUACUGAGGAGAAGCUGAGGAAGUUCCAGAAAUUACGAGGCCACGAAGUACGAACGGGGGAAUUCUGGGAUGUGGUUGUCGUCACGGCGGUGGAUGAGGAGCAGAAGCGGGCUUUUGAGGCGCAGAUCUCCGGCAAACUGCGGAGGAAGGAGCUUCCCCUCGGCGUUCGCUACCAUGUGUUCGCUGACCCCCCAGGCCCUAAAAUAGGAAAUGGAGGAUCUACACUGUAUGCCCUGCGCCACCUUGAGACAGAGUAUGGGCAGAGACUCAGUGGGUUUAGAAUCAUUUUGAUUCAUGCUGGAGGACUGAGUCAAAGACUGCCAAAUGCUAGUGCCCUAGGAAAGAUCUUUCUUGCCUUGCCUCUUGGUGAUCCAGUGUUCCAGAUGCUAGAGCUCAAACUGGCCAUUUAUGUGGACUUCCCUUUGUACAUGAAGCCAGGAAUUGUGGUGACCUGCGCGGAUGACAUUGAACUCUACAGCAUCUCAGAAACGGAGAACAUUGCAUUUGAUAGGUCUGGGUUUACCGCCUUAGCCCACCCUUCGUCUCUGUCCAUCGGAAGUACUCAUGGAGUGUUUGUACUGGAACCAGAGAAGAAAUCCAAAAUUUGCCAAAUGGAAUAUAGGUCUUGUUACCGCUUUCUGCAUAAACCAAGCAUCGAUGAAAUGCACUCAAGCGGCGCUGUUUGCAACAAAGCUGCUGAAAUUGUAGCUUUGAAUGAUUCUGAAUUUGUUUACACUGACAGUACGUAUUAUGUGGACCACACAACAACAGUAAGGUUGCUUGCUUUACUGAAAGUUAUUGAACCUUUGUGCUGCGAGAUUGAUGCUUAUGGUGAUUUCCUCCAGGCUUUGGGUCCUGGGGCUACAUCAACAUACACCCAGAAUUCUGCCAACGUGACAGAGGAAGAAAACAAUCUCAUACAAACCCGGCAAAAGAUAUUUCAUGAGCUUCAGGGGAUGCCUCUUAAUGUCAUUCUUCUCAAUAACUCAAAAUUCUAUCAUGUAGGCACUACAAGAGAGUAUCUUUUUCAUUUCACCAAGGAUCAUAACCUUAGGGCUGAGCUUGGACUGGUUUCCAAUGCCUUCAGCAUCUGUCCAAGGGAAAUAAAAGGUAGUUGCAUAAUGCAUAGCGUUGUCCACCCUAGCUGUGAUAUAGCCUCAGGCUCAGUGAUAGAAUACUCCAGGCUGGAUGCCAAUGUUACAGUGGAAAAAGGGACCAUCAUCAGUGGUUGCCAGAUAGGCAAUGGUUUCAGAGUACCCUCUGGAGUGUUCAUGCACUCACUGAGUGUCAGCAUCAGUGGUGCCACCACCUUUGUCACUGUCUCAUUUGCAAUAGAGGACAAUCUUAAACAAAGUUUGACAACCCCAAAGGAAAUAAACAAGCUACAUUAUUUUGGAGUUAGUCUGGAGAAGUGCCUUGACCACUGGGGCAUUAGUGUAGAAGAGCUGAAGUUUUCAGGUGACAGACAUAGCUUUAGUUUAUGGAAUGCCAGGAUCUUCCCACAGUGCUCUGAUCUGAGCAGUUCCUUUGAAAUGUCAUUGCAGAUGAUUUAUGCUUUACGUGGUAAUUCCAACUUCAGAUUUCCCAAAGAUGUCAAAUUGUUAUCUUUGCAGGAGAUCUUGAAAAACAAGAACUUGGAAGAGAUGCUGAAGUUCAGACAGGAUCUAUACAAUGACAUAUCUGAAAAUCAGCUUGGACACAGUUGAAUUAUUUGGAAUUUGAUAGAUUUUUAAAUAGCAUCUGCCUCUGCAUGACUGCAGCAGUGUGGUUAUUUUUUGAUACAUGUAUAAAAACCCCAAUUUAGAACUUUGGGAAAAGUUUCUCAGUGAUGCUAGGUUCUAUUAUUUGCAUUUUUGGAAAAUGUUCUGUUACUUCCUAAACUUUAGCUGGUUAUCAAAAUUGACUUGUGACAUACCAAUGUGUCUCCAGUGGCUGAAUGUCAGACAGUAAGGGGUGGGCUUAGAGUUUAAUUUUCAAUAUAAAUGAGAGGGUGGAGCAACUUCCACACAAAAGGGCAGCGCUGAUCUACAACAGCACAGCUGCUCAGACUUCCACAGUCCAGUCUCCACUUGUCUCUGUCAGUCUACUUAAGCACCUCAGGUACUCAGGUACCCGGGCUGCUUUUGGUCCUCGUGUCCAACACGGAUGCAGCCGAUAAUCCUAGGGGUAGGUGUGGUCUUGCACACCACAGCUUGAUAUGUGGGUGUUCUUGUCUUACCUUUGAGCUGCUUCAUCUUGCAGUGUUUAUUAUAUUAAUAUGAGGGGGAAAGGUGACAAAAUGAUGACUUGUAGUAAUGGUACUUUUUUUUUUUUUUUUUUUAACCUUUUGGAAAAUACAGCAAUGGGGUCAUGUAUUUUUUCUGCAUGCUUUUGUUGGCUUUGGAAAUAAAUGGAGGAUUUUUUUUUUUUUUAAAAAACUAGAAUGAAGAUGCAGGGACCACUGAUUGCUACUGAUACUACUCAAAGAAACUGUAAAUUAGCUUUUUUAUUAA
This is a messenger RNA of Scleropages formosus (Asian bonytongue), 2590 nucleotides long. RefSeq names its product fucose-1-phosphate guanylyltransferase (gene fpgt). Bases 65 to 1804 code for a protein of 579 amino acids. The transcript has 4 exons. Gene Ontology annotation, molecular function: transferase activity, transferring phosphorus-containing groups. Lineage: Eukaryota; Metazoa; Chordata; Actinopteri; Osteoglossiformes; Osteoglossidae. The record is from RefSeq and is a predicted model, not a curated record.